GCAAAGCUACCAUCACCCAAUCCUUUUGCCGUCACAACAACCAGGUCAAGAAGACAGUCAUGGGUCUGCUCUCAUGGUGGAAAGGCAAAGACCCCAAACCCGAAACCAAGCCCAACCCGGCUCCGAAACCCGUCGAGGCUCCGGGCAUGAACGGCGCCGUUGAGGUGCCUCGACCCGCCAACAUCACAGUCUUUGAAUUCGGGUCGGUCGCCGCUUCCGCCGACAAUGUCACUCUCGCCGGAUACUGCCCCGUUUCCGAAGACCUCGAGCCCUGCCGCUGGGAGAUCCUCCCCGCCAGUGGCUCCGACGCGCCCCAGUUUCGCGUGGUGUUCUGAGCAACUGCACAAGGCAAAGGACCUUCCUUUUGUGAGCUUUUGUAGUUUAUUCACUGUAAUUUGCAUUUCUGAGAGAAGCUCUGUUGAGGGUUUUGCUGGUAUGUUUUAGAUUCAUGGGGUUGUUGCAACUUCUGUGAAUUUGAAGCUUUUAGCUUAAAGAUGGUUAAUUUAGUAUGAUACAUUGUGUUUUAGAAGAACCGAAAUUUUUAUUUUGUGAUUUUAAGAGCUGAUUAGAUGUUCUUGUAGGUAACUUUUAAGGUCUUCAAA
Molecule: messenger RNA, 602 nt
Organism: Prunus dulcis (almond)
Lineage: Eukaryota; Viridiplantae; Streptophyta; Magnoliopsida; Rosales; Rosaceae
Exons: 1
Coding region: 60-335 (91 amino acids)
Source: RefSeq, a predicted model, not a curated record